Molecule: messenger RNA, 949 nt
Organism: Drosophila serrata
Lineage: Eukaryota; Metazoa; Arthropoda; Insecta; Diptera; Drosophilidae
Cellular component (GO): extracellular region
Molecular function (GO): chitin binding
Source: RefSeq, a predicted model, not a curated record
CGUCAUAAUGUUCUUGAAGAAACUAAUAGUGGCUGUGCUCCUGCUCAACGUUGUGGUCCAUUCGUGGGCAGCCACUGUGACCACUCGCCAGAUACAGCCGCGGGAAACGAACUCUUGCGAGGGCCGCCAGAGUCCGGGACCCAUUUGUGAGUCCUGCGAACUGCUGGCCACCUGCGUACGGCACUCCAACGGGUGGGUGAACAUACCCGUGGAGUCCUGUGACGUGGCCAAUGGGUAUUAUUGCAACGCCCGUUUGGGUACCUGUACCAACGAGACGGGGCCAUGCCAUCCGUUUGGCAUCGAGGGCAACUUCCAGUGUACCUCGCAGGGCAUCUUUCCGGAUCCGUACGAUUGCCAAAAGUAUCACAUGUGUUACUUUGUGGGCGCCACUCUGGUGGCCGCCGCCGUCGAUUGUGGCAAUGACAAGGCCUUUGAUGCCAGCACUGGCCAGUGCACUCUGACCCUCAGCGAUCCCGUGUGCCUGCAGCGACAGUAUUACUGCCCCCAAGCAGGCUACGUGGCGCCUUGGCCCACCAAUAGCAACAUCUUCUAUGUGUGCAAGUCGACGGUUAACCAGAACCUGAACGACACCAUUGUCAUCUAUCCCUCACUGCACCGCUGCAAUGACGGUGAGAUAUUUGUGGAUUAUGUGUGUCGUGCCAACUCCAAUGGCCUGCCGCCAUCUAGCCCCACAGAUGACCCGUCGGUGGUUGUGGUGGAUCCCAAUGACGAUGCAUUCUCCGUGAUGCCAAGCACCUGUCAGCACGUGGGACUGAUCGCCGAUGGCAGCGAUUGCCGGAAGUACUACUAUUGCUCCGCUUUAAAUGGGAGCCUGCGUCACAUGGACUGUCCGCAGGGCACUUACUAUCGCCCGGAGCUCUCCUCCUGCGUCCUGGGCGACUGCUGAGCUCAAGUGAUGUUUUGAUUUUUAAAUAUAAAUGAGUUGUUG